Molecule: messenger RNA, 2609 nt
Organism: Acanthaster planci (crown-of-thorns starfish)
Lineage: Eukaryota; Metazoa; Echinodermata; Asteroidea; Valvatida; Acanthasteridae
Gene: slc38a9
Product: solute carrier family 38 member 9
Biological process (GO): amino acid transmembrane transport
Cellular component (GO): lysosomal membrane
Molecular function (GO): L-amino acid transmembrane transporter activity
Source: RefSeq, a predicted model, not a curated record
CAUUUUAUUUUCCAAUAUUUAUCCCAAAUAUCUCACUCCUGACUUGCCCAUAUUGGUAAAAGAACAUUCUAAUUGAUUUUGUAUGGUUUAUAUUCAUUGUAUGAUUGUGCUGAAUGUUCUUUUCAGGCUAAACGUUAAACCAUGAGGGUAGGCGUAGGCUCUUUUGUGUUGAAUGCGUUUCGUGAAAAUAAUGACAUUGACAAGGCCCAACCCCCCAUAACUUUGGAGCGCAGUGGAUGACGAAUUCGUCAGUUCUGAGGUGUAGGCAUUGACAACAUUUAUAAAUUCUCAGAAUAGGGUCUAGUUCUUGUGAAAUGGGUGUUCAUUAAUACCAUUUGCACCCUGUUCAUAUUAAUAAAAGAAACAAAGUCUACCUUUUCGAAACAACUCACCUAAGUAUUAAAAUAAGUUGGUGGUGAUGUUUUCUUUCAUAUCAGCAAGAAAAGAGGGAAAGGCUUUGGUUUUUGAGGGAUAUUAUGGGGUAAAACAGCAGUGUAAAUGAUGCGACGAAGAGCUGCGAACGAAGAUGAAUCAGCGCAUGUAGUUUGGUUCCUUUACCUGGAACCAUAACAGUUUCUUUUAUAAAAUUCAGUAGGGGGCCUAUAUCCACAAUGGCUGGGUCAGGUAACAAGAUGUGAAACAAAAUUGCGUAAUGCUGUCAUCUUCGCCAAACUCAGAGGUGCUGAGAACAUGACCUGGAUGUGAGCUCUCUGUAAUAUUGUUGAACAGAGGCUAAAUAAUGGCCUCAACCAGUGAGAAGACACCGCUGCUUAGUCACCAUGGUAAUCUGGAGUCAGACCUCACCAAACUCAAGCCUGCUGUCAUUGGGUUCCAGUCAGAAGAAGAUGACAGUUCGUCACUCGCCGAUGUCGACCUCAGUGGCCCUGGGCAGUCAGGAGAAAAGGGCAACCAAUUAUACAGUAAGUUUAAAGGACCCAGUUCUGGACCACGCUUAUCUGGUGUGUUGGGAACCAGCGGUGGAAAUGCUGUUGUAGUUGAGAGCAAACGCAGGAAACCAUUCCAUUAUUCCUCCGUCCCCACCUACUUGUCUAAUGACGGUCAGAUAGAGAACGCUGUUGAUGAGAAGACAGCGGCCACAUUCAACCGUUACCGUUACUACAGUCGGCUGGCGGGUAACCCUGGCCAACGUAAUAACACACUGGAAAUCCCAGACCAUGUUCUGCCUCCGUUUCUUCUGUCUGUCGAGUUGCCAUUCAAGGACAAGGAGGGAAAACAAGGUAGCCUCGUAACAAUAUUUUCUAUCUGGAACACCAUGAUGGGCACGUCACUACUUAGCAUGCCUUGGGCCAUCCAGCAGUCUGGCUUCCUGAUGGGUCUGAUUCUCCUGGUGGGCAUGGCAGGGCUGACCUUAUACACAUGCUACAGGGUGGUGAAGUCUGUGCAGAGAUUGGAGAGUGGAGGCAAGCUGGUGGAGUUCUCGGACGUCUGUCGGGAGUACCUGGGCCGUCCAGGGGAGUAUGCGGCUGUUUUCUUCUCCCUAGCUGCCCUGCUAGGAGCCAUGAUAGUCUACUGGGUCCUGAUGUCCAACUUCAUGUACAGCUCUGUCAGCUUCAUCUAUGGUCGUGCAGUGGGACUGAAUACUACUGGCAAUGCCACACUGUGUGCGCUCGGCCAUCAAGACGGCGCUACCAGCCAACUCGGAGUGAACGUCAACAUGUCUAACAUCACCGAUGCCGCGGAGACGAUGUUUGCAAAAGUUUGGAGCAAGACGCACACCGUGCCACUCUUCCUAUGCAUUCUAGUCUUCCCGCUCAUGAACUUCAAAUCCCCGACCUUCUUCACCAAGUUCAACGCUCUAGGGACCCUGUCGGUGCUGUUCCUCAUCGUGUUUGUCACUGUCCAAGCCGUCCGGUUUGGCGGCUUCCACAUGGACUUUGCAGACCCUGGCUCCAAGUAUUACUCAGCACUCUUCAGCCCCGAGUUCCCAAUUUUCAGCGGCAUCUUGGCGCUUGGCUAUUUCAUUCACAUGUGCAUCUCCUCCAUACUGAGGACCCAGAAAAACCCCAAGAAUAAUGGCCGAGACAUGACCAUUGCCUAUAUUCUGGUGGCGGCGACAUACACAUUUGUUGGUGCGAUGUUCUACUCCACCUUCCCACUCAAGAAAGCUUGCCUGGCUGAUAAUCUGCUGGACAACUUCAGCCACGGAGAUGUGUUCGCGUUCACGGCCAGGCUGUUCUUGCUGUUCCAAAUGGUGACACUCUUCCCUCUGCUGGUCUUCAUCUUUAGGAUCCAGUGUCUGGACCCACUCUUUAAGAGCGCUUAUCCCAGCUGGAAGCACGUCCUAGUGCUCAACCUCAUACUGAUCACCGUAGCAGUACUGUUUGCUGUCUUCCUACCUCAGAUUGGCACCAUCAUCAGGUUCUCCGGAGCCUUCUGCGGCCUAGCGUACAUCUUUACCCUGCCUUGCGUGGUUUACUUGCUGGAGCUGAAGCAGCAGGGACGGCUGACCUGGCCCGUGGUGGUGGCACAUGCCUCCAUUAUAGCCAUAGGGGCGGCCAACUUCGUUGCCCAGUUUGUCUUCCUUUGAUUGAUAAAAAUGUGGGUUAUGGGUUGGUUAGGGUUGAAACUGAAGACCUUUUAUGGUAGGG